Messenger RNA from Lycium ferocissimum, 1590 nucleotides. Its product is annotated as COBRA-like protein 4. Gene Ontology annotation, cellular component: plasma membrane. Gene Ontology annotation, biological process: plant-type cell wall cellulose biosynthetic process; cellulose microfibril organization. NCBI's taxonomy places the organism in Eukaryota, Viridiplantae, Streptophyta, Magnoliopsida, Solanales, Solanaceae. The transcript has 7 exons. The record is from RefSeq and is a predicted model, not a curated record. Bases 160 to 1590 code for a protein of 476 amino acids.
GUUAUAGAGAGACAACAAACUCUAUAUAUUUCUUUUUUCUGGUGCCAACUAACCAGUUGGUAAAUAACAACUUCAUAUUUCUGAUUUCUCAUAGAGACUCCUAAUUCCAAUUUUUAUUGGGAUUAUUGAAGAUCUUUGAGACCAAUUAUCUAAGGAAAAAUGGGGACUUAUUUGAUCACUCUAGUUGGCCUCUUGUUUGUGUUCUUUUCUUAUGCAGCUGCUUAUGAUCCACUGGAUCCCAAUGGGAAUAUCACUAUUAAAUGGGAUGUCAUGUCUUGGACUCCUGAUGGCUAUGUUGCUGUGGUAACAAUGAAUAACUUCCAAAUGUACCGGCACAUUAUGACACCUGGCUGGACAUUAGGAUGGACAUGGGCCAAAAAAGAAGUGAUAUGGACUAUGAUAGGUGCACAAGCUACAGAACAAGGUGACUGCUCAAAGUUCAAGGGAAAUGUUCCACAUUGUUGCAAGAAGACUCCCACUAUUUUAGAUAUGCUCCCAGGAGUACCUUAUAACCAACAAUUCACCAAUUGCUGCAAAGGUGGAGUUUUGGCUUCUUGGGGACAAGAUCCUCAAGCUUCUGUAUCUGCUUUUCAAGUUAGUGUUGGCCAAGGUGGUACCUCAAACAAGACUGUAAAACUUCCAAAGAACUUCACUUUGCUUGGGCCUGGACCAGGUUACACUUGUGGCCCUGCAAAGAUUGUCCCUUCUACCAAAUUCUUCACACCUGAUCUAAGAAGGAAAACUCAGGCACUCAUGACAUGGAAUGUAACAUGUACAUAUUCUCAGUUUGUAGCCCGAAAACACCCAAGUUGUUGUGUCUCUCUUUCAACUUUCUACAAUGAAACCAUUACUACUUGUCCUUCUUGUGCUUGCGGUUGUGAGAACAAACACAAAUGCAUCAAGAGCGACUCCAAACUACUUAGUGUGGUGGGGGUAAACACUCCAAGGAAAGAUAACGCACCAUUACUACAGUGCACACAACACAUGUGCCCUGUUAGAAUCCAUUGGCAUGUGAAGCUCAACUACAAGGAAUACUGGAGAGUCAAGAUUACUAUUACCAACUUCAAUUACAGGGUCAAUUACACACAGUGGACUCUUGUUGCUCAGCAUCCAAAUCUUAACAAUGUAACACAAGUUUUUAGCUUUGAUUACAAGCCUCUCGUUCCAUAUCAAUCGAUAAGUAAGUCCCUGAACUCUCUCCAAUACUGCAUAUAUCUAACAGAUGAAUUGGCCGGGAUGGUCGAGAAGAACCGGCUUCUGGAAGCGGAGAAGGUCGGCCUUAGCCAAGAUAAUGCUCAUUUUUCUUCGAGGCUCGGUGAACUCGAAACCAUUAUCACUCAACUCCGGGGGGAGCUUGACUUGGUCAAGAAUGAUGCCGUGAACAUGGCCGAGAGGCAUCGGCUGCUUGAAUCCGAGAGUGCUAAGUAUAAGGAGAGAAUGAGGGUAUCCGAGCAAAAAGUUGAGGAUAGGGCCCGGAUAUGCGACGAGCUGAAAACCGAACUCGAGGAGACAGCCGAGGCUAAUGACCUUCUCAGAGUCGAGUUCGAAUUGGCCACUCAAAUCCAAGGAGUCCUCGAUGAAGAGAGAUGA